CCUCCCUCUCUCUUAGUCUGGAGUCUGGAACUUCUUCCUUCUUCCUCAGACAUAGUUGAGAGAGGAGAGAGAAAGACAAGCUUACAAGCACUGCUGACAGUGAGAGUCACCGAGUUCUUCAUUUCAUACAUAACAGAGUUACAGCUUAAAGAAGUUCAGUACCCAUGCCGCCAAUGCCGAAGAAAAAUCGAAAGAUGGCGGCUGAUGCCUGCCGUGCAAUGAAGGAGUUUGGCAUUUCGGAAGUUCGAACGAGGGCGGGGGUUAAGGAACUUCUGAAAUUGUAUGAGAACAACUGGGAGCUUAUUGUGGAGGACAAUCACAGAGUGCUGCUUGAGUUUUUAUUGGAAGGUGACACUGACAAGAACAAGGAAGAGGAAGAGGAAGAGGCAGAGGCAGAGGCAGACGAAGAGAUAGUGGAACAAAAGGGCAAAGGAGUUUCGAUAUGUGAAUCAAAGGCUGUGAAACGUAAGAACAAAGCAGCUCCAUCUCAUGGUAAAACUGAAGAUGUUCAACUUCCAAUCAAGAGAUAUUGCACAAGGCAACAGACAAAACAAGCAUUGUCCCCUUUGAAAUGCGCCACACCUUGCCUCGUAGAAACUCCAUCAAAAAUGGCACAUCAGAAUGAGGAUUCUGAGGAAUCUGAAGACUCUCAACCACUAGUGAGAAGAAGUCGCCGGAGACUCCAAGAAGGAGAGGUUUUGGACAGUGGGAAUAACUUCAGUCCUGUACGUAAUCGCAAUACACAGCUGGAAGAAAGUCUCAAUAUGAUGUGUGAAGAUAGUUUUUCAGAUUUUGAUGACGGUGGCUUGAAGUUCUUGGAAGUGAAAUCAUCCACUGUGGACAGUAGAGGAGCUGUUUUAGAUUUGUCGCUGUUUGAUGUUGAAUCAUCUCCUCCAAAGCGAGAGCUCGAAAUGUCUUUGAUUUGUCACCCUUCUCUACAUUCUGAUUUCGAUUUUCCACAUUCUGAUGAAGCUCUAGAAUUAUUGGAAGAGACAUGCAUGAAAUCAUAUGGGGUCAGAGAAUGCUUAGUGGAGACAGGAUUUGAUUCCACUUUUGAUGAAAGUACAAUUUCCAGAGAUGUAGCAGAGUUAAAGAAUUCUGAUGCACAAGAUGUUCUUGAAUCUCAUUAUCAAGGCAAUGAUUGCAAUACUUUAAGUUCCCCGAGCGAAUUAUUUGUAUUUCAGAAUCUUAUCAAGGUCGUUCCCCAUAUACCCAAGCAUAUAGCUUUUGGCUCUUUUAAUGAUCUUCACCGCUUAAUUGGUUUUUCAAGUACGGAUAUUGAGAGCAUCUGUGGUGAAUCGGCAAAGAGAUUAGUGAUUUUCCAAGGCCAGAAAUCUCCAAAAUUACGCAAGUUGGAGGAGGCUGCUCAUGACUACCAUUCUUCCAUUGGAGUUAUAAAAUCCGGUGUUUAUAUUGAAGACAUAACUAGAGGUGAGGAGAGAGUGAAAAUUUCCUUGGAGGAUGGAAAAAAUGUUGAAGAUCUGCCAAACUUUCUUUACAUCCGUCAGAGUUUAGUUUAUAAGAAUGCCUCUGUGAAAUUUUCACUUGGUCGUAUGUCUCAUGACAGUUGCUAUUCACGUUGUUUUGGGGAUUGUCUGACAUCGCCCAUGCCUUGUGUCUGUGCUUCUGAAACUGGGGGUCAGUUUGCUUACACACCAGGAGGAUUGGUCAAAGAGAAGUUUCUGGAAAAAUGUAUAGCCUUGAAGCGGGAACCUAUACAACACCACUGCUUCUAUUGUAGAGAGUGCCCUCUCGAAAAGUCUAAGUACGAGAAGAGUUCUGUGGCAUGCAAAGGCCAUUUGUUACAUAAAUUUAUUAAGGAGUGCUGGCAUACAUGUGGAUGCAAUAAGAACUGUGGAAACCGGAUUGUUCAGCAAGGCAUCAGCGGGAAGUUGCAGGUAUUUUUGACACCCGAAGGGAAAGGAUGGGGUCUUCGAACACUGGAGGACUUGCCAAGAGGAACUUUUGUUUGUGAGUAUGUUGGAGAGAUAUUAACCAACACAGAACUAAAUGAGCGAAAUGUGCCAAGUACUGGUAAGAAGCAUGCAUACUACACAGUGCCACUAGAUGCGGGCUGGGGUAUGAAGGGUGUCUUGAAAGACGAAGAGGCACUUUGCUUGGACGCUACUGUUUAUGGAAAUGUUGCAAGAUUUAUCAAUCACAGGUGUUCUGAUGCUACCUUGGUUGAGAUUCCUGUUGAAGUGGAGACCCCGGAUCGUCACUAUUAUCAUCUUGCCCUUUUCACAACAAGAAACAUUGCUGCUAUGGAGGAGCUCACUUGGGACUAUGGCAUUGACUUUUGUGAGUGUGAUCAUCCCAUGAAUGCGUUUCAAUGUCUCUGUGGGAGCCCACUCUGCCGUGAUCGUAAGGAGUCCAAGGGUGACGUGCAGCUACGCACUUACGGUCGACGAAGACGAUGCAGAGUGUAGUUUCAAGCACAAUAUGUCAUCUCAUACUAUAAAAUAGUUACCAUGCUUUUUGAUUAAAUUACUAAUUUGGUAAUGAAUUCUGCUGUUGUAAUGGAAAAAUCCCUCAAGCAGAACGUCGUGAACUUUUGCGGACAUGACAA
This is a messenger RNA of Pyrus x bretschneideri (Chinese white pear), 2569 nucleotides long. RefSeq names its product probable inactive histone-lysine N-methyltransferase SUVR2. Gene Ontology annotation, molecular function: histone methyltransferase activity; protein binding; zinc ion binding. Lineage: Eukaryota; Viridiplantae; Streptophyta; Magnoliopsida; Rosales; Rosaceae. Gene Ontology annotation, cellular component: nucleus. The record is from RefSeq and is a predicted model, not a curated record.